This is a messenger RNA of Nothobranchius furzeri (turquoise killifish), 2764 nucleotides long. RefSeq names its product vestigial-like family member 4a (gene vgll4a). Gene Ontology annotation, molecular function: transcription coactivator binding. The record is from RefSeq and is a predicted model, not a curated record. NCBI's taxonomy places the organism in Eukaryota, Metazoa, Chordata, Actinopteri, Cyprinodontiformes, Nothobranchiidae. Gene Ontology annotation, biological process: negative regulation of DNA-templated transcription.
CUAACAUGCCGAGCGCCCCGCCCCCUUUGCGUUCAGCUGCAGUCAGGUGUACUUGAACAGACUAGCUCCAUUAGCUAUGUGUUGAUGGUGUGAGAAUAUAUUUCCUGAAUAAAUUUGUGGUGGUUUGGUGACGUAGCCUGCUAGCGUCAAUGUUGGCACGUAACUUGUACGUGUAAAUGCUUUGCGCUAGAAUGGACCUGUUGAACUCCCAGUUCCUGGACAAGAUGAACAAUAACAUCGGAAGACUGCACUACGAUGAUGAGUCCAGGAUCCCAUCCCUAUCAACUGCUGUGCCCACCUUAACCGGACCUCCUCCACUCUUCUCAAACAAACGAAAGUAUGGAGAAGAACAAACGGAAGACAGAAUCAAUUGUGAUGAUGACCAUGUGACUAAAAUGAGCAGAAUGUUUGCUUCACACAUGGCUAGUCCAUCUGCUGGAGAUAACCACAACGAGCACUGGAGCAUCGGCCACGGCCCUGUGGAGCAUAUUCUUUCUUUUUCUAAUGGUAUCCAUGGGAACCACCCAUUUGCAUCCAUUUCUAGCUAUGACGUGGACCUGCCUCUUGCUCGGACCAAAAGCAACAAUGACUAUGAAGUUGGCAAAAUAUCGGGGUCUGUCAUGAGUGGCGCCGCAGACCGGCAGCAGAAUCGUCCCUCGGUCAUUACAUGUGCCCCUGCAAGCAGCCGCAACUGUAAUCUGUCACAGUGCCACAUGAACGGCUGCACUCCCACCCUGCCAGCAAAUCAGAGAAACACCAAUGCUAACGCAGUGUGUGACCCUGUAAUCGAGGAGCACUUCCGUCGCAGCCUCGGGAAGAACUACCGAGAGGCAGAAGUCGUGUCCAAUUCUGUGUCCAUUACUGGUUCUGUGGACGACCACUUUGCCAAGGCACUGGGGGACACCUGGCGUCAGAUCCAAGCCAGGGGUGGGGGUCCUCAAACUCCAGAGGCUGACCUGUGAGCCAGAGGAGAGCAAUAAUAAUCAGUUUGUAAGCAUGUGCAUACGAGAGUGGAACCAGCUUCCCUUAGCCAAGAACAGUGCAACACACGGUGCUCACACAGGCGGUCCACUCCUGGAGAUUUAAGGACCUCAGGACAAAGUUUGCAACAUAAAGCUGCAAAUCUCUGUUAUAAAGGAAAAUUGACAUGUAUCAUGUGGUAGUUGAGAGGAAAAUGUACAAUCAUAGGUUUGUAGGAGAUUCACUAAGUAGUCUGCUGUCAGAGUGAGCAUUUCUCUUUCUGCUGCCUUAAGAGCCAAAGACAUUUGCUGCCUUGGUCCUUCUACGUGUACAUCCAUACAUUUACUCUAAAAACACUGCAUUUUAAUCAAUAGUACUUGAAAUAGACAGCCAGGUCUCAUUUGCACUGGCAGGUUCCUGAACACCGAGUUGACCCAUUUCUGGUGGGAGUUCUGAGUUUAUGAUGGAGCGGUUCCCCUGCUUUCUAACAGCACUAGAUUCAUCUGUCACCCUGAUGGUGAACUGCUGAUUCACUUUAGUAUUCACUAGUGUACUCUCUUUCUCCACUAACACCAAUCAUAGAAGGCAUGUUUCAAAUAGCUGGUUUCUAUUUACAAACCUUAUCCUAUAAUUUACUCAGAAUUUAUUUUUUAUCCGUAACACUCACUGCUGGGACAGUUGUACUCGAUAUGUUUUUUGUACCAGGUUUUUUAUUUAGGUGUGUAUCUUGGCGUCCAUCUUCGAGUGGCAGCCUCUGGAAAGGUUGCAUUGAGUGCAGCUGAAUGGGCUGCGUUGUUGUUUCUCUGCAGAGCUGGAUGCUGUAGCCCAACACGUGACUGAGUACAGCUGAAUCUGUAGUCUGGUUUAAUAGCAGUGGCUUUAUUUAUUCUCAACAUGUUGAUUGUUUCAUGUUGAUUUCUAGAAAGUAAAAGUUUUUACGUGCCUUUCUAACGGAGAGGAGUUUGACUGAUUAGGUGAGUUCAUUCUGAGUCUUUAAACUGCUGCGUGCAGCAUGGAUAGUUUCGGUUUUUGAGUCAACAUUCCCACCACUGCUGACAGAUUUUUUUGCUGUUACUUUGUGCUGAACAAAUACUUUCACACUUAUCGUUUUUAUUUUUUUUAUUUUUAAUGAUUUAACAGUAUUUUCAAAAUGGCCAUGAUAACCGAAGAGGGCUUAACUUAGUACCAAAGUUUAUUUUACGUUAUUUUAUCGCGUCGUUUGGCUGUGACUUUUAUAACAUUUCAUUUGUUUGUUGUUUACCAUUUGGCAACACAACUUUUAUGCUGUUUGGCAAAUAUGUGUUGCAAAAACCCUCAUUUGUAUAGAUAUUUUUGAACUUUUUUAGACUCUUUCUACUUUUGCUGUAGCGCCACAUCUAGGACUAUCAUUGCGCCGUGCGGAAUGAUUAUAGUAAUUUAGUUUUCAUUCGGAGUGGAAUGGCACCGUGUGAUCUUCCUCUUGUUGUCCGUUAAGUGCAGGAACACGGCAGACUUUCGUCACCAGACGUUCUUUGUGUCGUGUCAGAAGAAAACUGUUCACAGUAGAAACGUUUCUGUUUCCCGUUAGAAAACGAGGACUCAUGGCAUCUGCUUGUUUGACACAAGUAAAGAUUUCACUGAUGUGUUUUAGGUUAAUUAGAAAUUAUUUAAUUUGUACCUGUAUACCACAAAUAACUGCUUAACGUUCCUGCUUCUGAAGUUGUCAUAGAGACAUUUAAAACAUUUGUUUGCCUUAAUUCGCAGGAAGAAAGUACCACUUUUUGUACCUCCUUUAACCUUUUCUAAAUAAACAUAUAAUACUCAC